UGAAAAAUCAUUCCCGCCAGAAACAUCCACCGAGGAUCACCAGUAAUAUAAAAUAUAUUUUUGAUUUUAUUAAUUUAAAAUUACAAAUAUGAAGUCGUUCGGAGCUCUAUUAGUGCUGGUCGCGAUGGCUAGCGCCGCACCGCAGUUCCAAUACCAACAGCCACAGUACCAGGGCCAACAGAUCCCUAUUUUAAGACAGACGCAGGAGGUAAAUUUUGAUGGUACCUACCAAUACAGUUAUGAAACUGGAAACGGUAUCGCCGCUCAGGAGCAAGGGUACUUGAAGAACGCCGGAGUGAAAGACGCCGAGGCUCAAGUUGCCCAGGGUUCUUACAGCUACACAUCGCCAGAGGGCAUCCCGAUCGCUGUAUCCUACAUUGCUGAUGAGAAUGGAUUCCGUGCGGAGGGCGCUCAUCUUCCCACCCCUCCUCCGAUCCCUGAAGCCAUCGCCCGUGCUCUCCAGUACAUUCAGUCCCAACCCCAACAGCCCCAGCAAGUUUUCCAACAACAACCUUUUAGAGGUUAGAUCUCAACGAAACGCCCUCUACCGAUCAAGGCAACGAACCUUGUAGUGCUACCAGAACAUGAUACAAUUAAGUAUAGCGAUUUGUUACUGUGA
This is a messenger RNA of Papilio machaon (common yellow swallowtail), 619 nucleotides long. RefSeq names its product endocuticle structural glycoprotein SgAbd-2 (gene CPR32). The record is from RefSeq and is a predicted model, not a curated record. The transcript is spliced from 4 exons. Gene Ontology annotation, molecular function: structural constituent of chitin-based larval cuticle. Lineage: Eukaryota; Metazoa; Arthropoda; Insecta; Lepidoptera; Papilionidae. Gene Ontology annotation, cellular component: chitin-based extracellular matrix. Bases 89 to 526 code for a protein of 145 amino acids.